Molecule: messenger RNA, 1932 nt
Organism: Symbiodinium natans
Lineage: Eukaryota; Dinophyceae; Suessiales; Symbiodiniaceae
Source: the annotation of a GenBank genome assembly
AUGCAACGCCUCGAGCAGGCUUGGCCGGUGCCUGCGGAUUGUCAAUGCAGCUUGAAGGUCAUACCUCCCUAUGCUCAGUUGCUGCGUCUCAGUCCGGUUAAAAUGGGAAAGCAGGAUGAGGAAACUCGUAGGCAUGUUGAAUUGGCGUGGGGCAUUCCGUGGUCGCCAAGUGAAUUCAUUCAGUGUGCUUGCAAAGCUGUCCACCCUGUGGCCCAAGAAGCACAAUUACCCAGCGAACUUCUUCAAGCCGUCGAAGUGAAUUGCAAUGCGACGACAGCGUCGGCCCUUGAAGGGAAGCGCACAGCUUGGUUUGAAAAAUGGUUCAAACGGUGCUUGGAACUCAGGACAGACGAAUGCAAACUCAAGGAUGGCAUGCAUCCCGACGUCCGAGGCAUCCUUGAACCUAAAAACCUUCUUGUCUGGCGCGAAAUCUUAGAUGACCUCAACUACCCUGACAAAACUGUCAUCGAGGAGGUGAUUUCAGGGACCGUGUUGACUGGUGAAGUUCCGAGUACUGGGCUAUUCAACCCUGUUUUCAAACCCGCGGCAAUGUCCGAGGACUUGUUGCGAGACACCGCCGAUGAGGGCAGGCACAGUGUCUUCCGGAGUGUUAAGUCGCAGGGUGAUUUGCUUGACCAAGAAGUAAAGAAGCAAACCCUUGAAGAACUACAGAAAGGUUGGUUAGAAGGGCCCUUUGAUCCGUCUGAGCUGCCUAACGGCUCAGUAGUUUCUCGCCGGUUCGGGAUCCAGCAAGGGUCAAAGGUACGUCUGAUAGACGACCUCAGUGCAUCGCACGUCAACUCGUGUGUCCAAACAAAUGAGUCUCCAAAGCCCCAUUCCACCGACGUUCUUGCUGCACUUGCCAUUCAGCUCAUGAGGUCCACCAAUGAGCCACUCUUGGGUCGUACCCAUGAUUUGAAAGCAGCAUAUCGACAGCUGGCGGUGUCCCAGAGUUCCGCUUGGUGCUCGUACGUUUGCAUCUGGGACCAUGAGCGUGCCGCCCCCGUGUGCUUCAGGCUCAAAGCGUUGCCUUUCGGCGCGUGCAGAAGCGUUUAUUCGUUUCUGCGCGUAGUGCAUAGCAUCUGGUUCAUAGGGACUGUUGGGUUAAGCCUCCCUUGGGUUUGCUAUUUCGAUGACUUCAUCACGAUUUGUUCGGGCAGCCUCGCACACAGCACUGACGCUACCAUCAAGCGCUUAUUCAAGCUCCUGGGCUGGACACUGUCCAGUGACGGAAAGAAGGACUUGCCGUUCAGGAGGUCUUUCGAAGCUCUUGGCAUCGUCGUCGAUUUAGAGGAGAGCGCGAACAAAGUUGUGAAGUUUGCAAACACCCCAUCCAGGGUGAGCGAACUCUGUGGGUCCAUUGGCGACAUACUCGACGCUGGUUCCCUCAAACAGCCUCUGGCCUUGAGGUUGAGGGGACGCAUGCAGUUUGCUGACAGUCAAUUGUUUGGAAGGUCCGCUAGGAUGUGCCUUAGACAAGUCACCAAGCACGCCUAUAGUGAUGUGUCCGAUACCUUGUGUGAGGAUUGCGUUUUCGCUCUGGACAGGUUCAGGAAGAUGCUUCUGGAGCACAAACCCAGAGUCUUGAACGGAUCUUUGCGGGAAAAAUUCGUCAUCUUCACGGACGCCUGCUUCGACCCAGAGGCAUCGGACUGGGCGUGUGGUAUUGGUGGCCUGCUGUUCUCUGACAGAGGUAAACUCCUAGGUGCCUUUUCCGAGCAACUUGAGCGCUGGCAGAUUGAAGCAUUGACCGAGGGCUUUCGUAAGACGGUCAUUUUUGAAGCUGAACUUUUGGCAGUUAUCGUUUCGCAGCUUGUAUGGGGACACGUCAUCAGACAUGCACCUGUGCUGUGGUUCGUUGAUAACAAUGCCUCCCGCGACAUCGCGAUUUCAGGCUGCACGAGGUCUGACAAUGCACAAGCGCUUCUAAAU